CAACCAACUCCUGAGACGAGCCUGAGACCAAUCCUGACCAAUUCAGAAAUGUAUUGUCAACUUCAAAGACAUCCACAUCCAAUCAAAUUUUUAGUCAAACUUCAAAGUUCAAUUUGAAUUUUGGGCAGGUCAAAGUGUUAUGCUGAAGAUAUAAAGUAAUAUUUUAUAUUGUUUGCAAUUGCUAUUUGACAAUUACACAAGCUUUACUACACUCUUGUUUUUUGAAUAAGCCCCUCUUUCUUUUGAACAUUGAAAAUGCAAAAGGAAAAGAAAUGGUUUAAGCCUCUUUUUGAAUUUGGCGAUAGUCCACUUCCAAAGAAAGUUAAAAGAGAUACCUCCAAGCAUCAAAAACAGAUUGUAAAUGAGGAAUCACUACCACCAAAUGGCUGCUUACCAAAUAUAAAUGAUAAAAACUGGAUGAAAAAUUUCAAUCCUGUCAAUGUAGAAGACUUGGCUGUUCACAUUAAAAAGGUGCAAGAAGUGGAUGAGUGGCUGAAUACAGCUUGUGUGAACAGCAAUAAUGAUAUGCUUUUGCUCUCUGGUCCAGUGGGCUGCGGGAAAACUGCUACUAUAAGGACUUUAGCUGCUAAACAUAAUGUUAAAAUUACGGAAUGGAUUACGCCACUUGAUAUAGAAUAUCCUACUGAAUUUGGAGAUUAUGAGUUUAAGGUACCACAGUCUAAGAAGUUUCUAGAAUUUAUUAUUAACUCUGCCAAUUUUACAUCACUGCUGGACAAUAAUAGCUGCAAAUUGGUUUUAGUGGAAGACUUCCCAAAUGUGUUUAUAAGAACACCAUCUGAGUUUACAGAUAUUCUGCAACAGUACAGGCUAAGGGCCAAAUCUCCAAUUGUAUUUAUUUGUUCAGAGUCACACACAGAGAACAAAAACACAGCACUUCACCUUUUCUCACCAAGUUUAAAGGAGCAGUUCAGUAUUCAUCAUAUAAUGUUCAAUGGUGUAUCAGCAACAGGUCUAAAAGCAGCUCUUAAAAGGGCAAGUGAUAUUAUUAGUAAAAAAUAUACCUCCACAUAUAAUAUUCCUACAGCAGAUAUAAUUGAAUCAGUUGUCAAUACUUCUGGUGGGGAUGUAAGAUCUGCAAUUUUGAAUUUGCAUUUUGCAUCAUUGAAAGGGUCAAGCAGUAAUUUAGAAACAAGUAUAGUAAAAGAAAAAGAGGUUAGAAAUAAACCAACAAGAAAGAAAAAGUCUACUUCAAACAAAUUUAUGUCACUUGGAAAAGAUCAGACAGUAAGCAUUUUACAUGGUGUAGGAAGAGUCCUGAAUCCCAAAGAAUUAAUAAAUAGUGCAGGUCAAAAAACUUUAACGCACAGCCCAAAAGAUAUAAUUGAACAGUUUAUUACUCACCCAACGUCAUUUAUUAAUUUCCUAGAAGAAAACUAUUUGCCACAUUUCUCAUGCGCCUACGAUGUUGACAAGGCAGCUUCAGCUCUUAGUGAUGGUGACUAUAUGCUUGCAGAGUGGAGGGAAAAGCUAUGUCAAGAGUAUGGUUUGUACAUAGCAGUAGCUGGACUUAUGUUGUCCAACAAAUCACCAGUGUCUGCUUGGAAUCCUGUUAGAGGUCCAAAGAAUAUGAAAGUUCAAUAUCCGUCCCUCCAUGAAUUACCUCUUUUGGAACCAAAUUAUUUAUACAAAGGAAAAGUUCUUGUGACAGACUAUAUAACUUACUGUAAAAUAAUUGAAAAUCCGACUUAGAAAACAAACAAAAAAACCCUUCUCACUGUGAAAAUUGUGGGAGGAGACCCGUGCCCUGUAAUGG
Messenger RNA from Pararge aegeria (speckled wood butterfly), 1774 nucleotides. RefSeq names its product cell cycle checkpoint protein RAD17 (gene Rad17). The record is from RefSeq and is a predicted model, not a curated record. The transcript has 10 exons. The coding region runs from base 256 to 1710 and encodes 484 amino acids. Gene Ontology annotation, biological process: DNA damage checkpoint signaling; mitotic DNA replication checkpoint signaling; DNA repair. Lineage: Eukaryota; Metazoa; Arthropoda; Insecta; Lepidoptera; Nymphalidae. Gene Ontology annotation, molecular function: chromatin binding.